Molecule: messenger RNA, 741 nt
Organism: Talaromyces rugulosus
Lineage: Eukaryota; Fungi; Ascomycota; Eurotiomycetes; Eurotiales; Trichocomaceae
Exons: 5
Coding region: 1-741 (246 amino acids)
Cellular component (GO): nucleus; cytoplasm
Source: RefSeq, a predicted model, not a curated record
AUGCAGUUUUUGUGCCUUCAUGGGGCCCUUGGCAACCGAGAUACUAUACGCAUUCAACUAGAACCACUCCAAAAAGAAUUGGCCAGUGGCCAAGUAGCCGAAUUCCAUUACACCAAUGCUCCCUUUGAAGCCAAUCCACCUCCAGGCUUUAGGGAGUAUUUCGGACUAGGCCCUUAUUUUCGGUGGGUGGACGAUGAGGGAGCUGCAGAAGACUCCAUGCUGGCCCGCAUUCGAGAACUCCCUGUCAGACGAACCCCCGAAGAUGUGAUGCGGCAUCUCAUGAAUAAGGAGAUAAAAUGGAAAAACCGCAACUCGGUUAUACAGUUCCUUGACGAUUUGCUUGAUAAACACCCUGAAAUUGAAGGAAUCGUUGGGUACAGCGAAGGGUCGGCAAUGGCUGCCACGUAUAUCAUAGACGAGCAGAGGAGACUGAAAGAAACCGGAAGAACUCGAAGGAUAAAAUGUGCCAUCUUCUUUACCGGCUGGCCACCAAUUUCCAACGGGAAUGGGCCGAUUUUAUCUGACGAGAGUGAUGUUGUGGUGGAUGUGCCAACUCUCCAUGUAGUUGGCGCGAAUGAUCCAUAUUGCCAGGGUGCUCUUGCGUUAUAUAACGUCUGCGACCCUGAUGUGGCGAUGAUGUUUGAUACAGGGAAAGGACAUACUGUACCUCGAGACGCUGUUGUUAUUUCGGAACUGGCAAAUGAGGUUAAGGAACUUAUUGAAAACACAAAUUCAAUGUAG